Molecule: messenger RNA, 2219 nt
Organism: Styela clava
Lineage: Eukaryota; Metazoa; Chordata; Ascidiacea; Stolidobranchia; Styelidae
Source: RefSeq, a predicted model, not a curated record
GCCACGUUUUUAAUACGGAAAGCACGAUGAUUACAGGCCUUCAACCAUGUCUCUCACACAGACAAAUGAGAGGAGAACGACGAUGGCAAAUGAGACAACUUUCGGUAGCGCAGAAAUACCAAGUAGCUCAUUGGAAACCAAUAUCCCUGCAAGUACAAUUAGACAAUCAACGUACGAAACGAGGGAAGGAAGUAAUUUUGAAGUCACAUCGCCCAUUUUGUCUACGGCAACAACUGUAAUGGAAACAACCACCGGAAGAAUUACUCAAUCUGAUUCUACUCCCACAAACACUGAUUCCACGUCUACUGCCGCCACUACAAGCUUUGAGCAGAAUUCUACAGUCAUUACCAAUCCAGAAUCUAGUAGCAAUCAACACGCAACGCGCAAAAUAACAGCAAUUUAUAAUUUUAGGGGCUUGGUCCUAUACCAGUAGCUGCAUGAAAGCAACAAUCUAUAUUUGAUCAGAGUUAAUAUUGGCAAAAUCCUCCUUAAACCAAACUCAAAUAAUACCAACAAACGUAACGUGGGAUGAUUAUACCAGCAUCAAUAAUAGUUUACCAUAACAAAUCAUAAGUUUAUACAAUCAGUUUCACCUUUUCUACAAUUGAGUCAUUUAUUAAAAUGCACGCGAGAACGUGGCCAACAUUUGUUCAUCGAUCAAAAGACCAAUUAGAAUGUUCAAAUGUAUAACAUCAGAAUGAAGCAGUCAAAUAACUUUCGUACGAUUAAUUUUCAAAUGUGAGCGUUGCAAAAUAUUUUAAAUUCAGUUUCAGCUCGCGAAAAUGGGUCAGCUUGUUUAAAUGAACAUAAUGUAUUAAAUCAAAUUUCUGAUCAUUUAUAUUGUACUGAUAUUAAUUCCUAUAUUAUCUCACACAGAAGUUCCUGAAAUUUCGACGAUUGGAAUUCUUCGUCCAUCUACACCCGCUGCACAAACAUCAAUCAUUGGGCCAGUCGUGGGAAUUAUCGGAGGGUUUCUUCUUUUAGCGCUUAUCAUUGUUUUUAUACUUUCAAAGCAACUCAAAAAAAGAAGAGGCCGCGGAAUCAUAAACACAGGAGAUCGUUGUAAUUACAAUGAAGGGUUAGAAAUGGAAAAUCAACUUAAUCCGAGAGAUAUAAUGUCAGAUCAUCCCGGAGAUGUGGAAUUAGGUCGAGACCAUUCUCAAAAUACGGAAACUCUUCGUUAUCAGACGUUUGUAAACCCUGAUGGACAGGCAGACAAUAAUUCUCACUUACCCGAAGAUCAAGUUGACUCAUCAAACGGGCAAGAUUCCCUCCACGCCAUUGCCGAUAACCAUCAGAAUCAGAUAAACGAUGUGACCCCAGAAGGCAACGACAAUGCUAUAUAUACUGCUGUAAACAAGACAAAAUCGAAAAAGUUAUCCAAAUCCUCAAAAGAUUUGGAUGCGGCAGAUGUAUCAGAAACUCAAUACGCUUUCGUUGAUAAGCAAAAAAAGAGCGAAAUAAUUAAUGUUUCUUGUUAUCCUGACGAGAACACCCCUGAGGUUUACGCAACGGUUCAAAAACACAAUGUUGUGGAUUCUGAAAAAAUGUCGCAACCAGAAAAUUCCUUUGAUGGAAAGCUAGUGCCUGGUCCGACUUACGCUACCGUGCAGAAGACCAAAUCGAAAGACCCCGUGAAACAGGAAACAUCUUCAGAUGGAGACGACAAUAAAGUGACCCUUGCUGUUGUACAGAAACCCCAAAAAGAUGAUUCUUCAAACUUCAAUGAAGUAACUUAUGCAACGGUCAAUAAACCUGAAACAUAUCAGAAUUCCGAUGUCACGGGAGAUGCCGAAGGGGCUGACAUUGAAGUAAACGAUGAUCCAUAUGCAAAUAUUGACAACAUUGAAUAAGGAUGGGAAAGUUAAAUUAAACUAUAAUCAAUAUCACAUAUUUAUUUGAUCAGUAGCAGAAAAACAGGUUCAUACUGAUGAAUAAACCUACUGUGACGACCUUUUGGUGUUUAUUUUUGAUUUUAUGGUUUAUGACGGGUUUGGAUAUUCUAAAAUUGCUCAAUAGAAUGAUUUUGUUGUUUGAGUGUAGUGCAAUUGCAGUUGUUUUGCUAUAGGUUGUACCGGUAUGUUAAUCGUUGGUUGUACUACGGAUUUGGUUAUUGUCUUGUCAGUGUUGUUCAAGUAUUGUGUAUUUUUGGUAUUUUCGUUGUACCCUUUCUGUUUUCUUGAUUUUAUUGGAGUAUUUGAUUGUAUUGCGGAUUGUGA